AUGGGAGGCGGCGACGCGAGCGGCGCCGCCGCGAGCGCGCAGGCGGAGGAGACGCAGGAGCAGAAGCGGGCGGCGGCGGCGGCCUACGACUACGACGGCGACGCGCGCUGGGCCGACUACUGGUCCAACGUCCUCGUGCCGCCGCACCUCGCCGCCAAGCCCGACGUCCUCGCCCACUUCAGGCGCAAGUUCUACCAGCGCUUCGUCGAUCGUGAUUUGGUGGUCGAGCCGAUGUCAUCCACUGGUUCCACUCCGCCGAGCAGGCCAGACGUAAGGUCUUCACCUCCAGCAUCCAGUGAGGGUGUUAGGGCUCGCAGUACAGGUUCUAGUUCCAGGUCGGCUGCCCCACCACCACCACCACAGACAAACACGGCUGCAAACACAUUGCGUUUCGAUGCACGGACUAUACUUUUUUCCAUAAAUGCCUGGGUACUGGUUGUUGCUGGUCUGGGAAUGCUUCCGAUUUUGCCAAAACAUCUUGCAGACAGAGCUUGCAAGCUUUCUUUGCUGGGAACUGUCUUAUCCUCAGGAUAUUCUUUAUACAGUACCUAUGGGAAACCAAGCGCGUUGAACAUGCCUGCAAUUCAGGGUUGGUUGCAGUCGGUACUUGGAGCCAAGGACUUUAUCCGUUUGAUGUUCUCUUUGUUGCUCGUCACGUCUCAGCUGCAUUUAAGGAUUGCUGCACUACCUGUCUUCUGCUGGGCACUUGAUCAUGUUGCCAGAUUCCUAAGGCGUAAUUUUACCCACUCAUCUUUCUACAGGGGAUACUUGGAAGAGCCUUGUCUCUGGGUGGAGACAAAUAGCACAACAGUCAGCCUCCUUAGCUCAAAUGCCGAACUUGCCUUGGGGUUUCUUCUGAUCAUAUCACUGUUCUCGUGGCGACGCAACAUAAUUCAGACAUUCAUGUACUGGAAUGUGUUGAAGAUGAUGUACCGCGCGCCUGCCACAUCAAGCUAUCACCAGAGCGCGUGGGCAAAAAUCGGGCGGACCAUCAACCCAUACAUCCACCGCUACGCUCCGUUCCUCGAGACACCCAUCUCCGCUGCCCAACGGUGGUGGCUCAGGUAGCAAGACACGGUGGAUGAAAUCUGCAUCUCGCUAGCAGAAAACGAACAUAUUACUAGCUUUGACCUGCCCCACUGGACAGUGGUUUUAAAACUCUGUAUGCUCGAAAUUCAGAACUCGAAUCAAGCACCUAGCUGCUUCUGUGAUGCGGUUGUGCGAUGUACUUUUCACGGUUCGACUGGUAGGCUGAACAAGAGAUGAUUUUUCUACUUUAGCGGUGGAUCUUCGUACCUCUGCGCUGAUUAGCUUUGGACCCUCGAGUACCUUGAAUCACAAUGCUGUCAUGCUGAAGUCCCUGGCCUUGCUUGAUUUGGGUCUC
Lolium rigidum is the source of this 1384-nucleotide messenger RNA. RefSeq lists its product as uncharacterized. Gene Ontology annotation, cellular component: membrane; endoplasmic reticulum. Gene Ontology annotation, biological process: endoplasmic reticulum tubular network organization; membrane organization. Lineage: Eukaryota; Viridiplantae; Streptophyta; Magnoliopsida; Poales; Poaceae. The transcript is spliced from 9 exons. The record is from RefSeq and is a predicted model, not a curated record. The coding region runs from base 1 to 1068 and encodes 355 amino acids.